Molecule: messenger RNA, 1537 nt
Organism: Xenopus tropicalis (tropical clawed frog)
Lineage: Eukaryota; Metazoa; Chordata; Amphibia; Anura; Pipidae
Exons: 8
Coding region: 202-1482 (426 amino acids)
Cellular component (GO): plasma membrane
Source: RefSeq, a predicted model, not a curated record
UUUGCUCCUCCUCAGCCAUAGGGCUUCAUUCUACGUCAGGGGAAUGUUGUAACGUGACUUCUGGGAAUCACUCUUUCUCCCUUAUUCUCGUCUAUUGCACAGGAGUAAGGAAUCGAUGGCAGCAAGUAUUUGAGACUGGAUUGUUCUACAAACAGAUCUGCAGAUGGUCAGAAGGGAAGGUGAAAUGUGAAAAAUGGCACAAUGAGCAAAGACGGCUUUGUAGCUUUCCUGUAUGUCUGUAUAUACAUUCUGCUGCAACAGGAGCGAGCAUGGGGCUGUACCCUAACAUCUGAUAAUUUCCGAACUGUUUUGGAAUGGCAGACUAAGGAGUCGAACUGUGAUAUUCAACUGUUUAAUGGUUCCGAGUGGAAUUCCCUAUCUACCGAUGUGGUACCUGUUUGUAAAGAUGGAUCCUGCAAAGUUGACCUCUCCUGGCAAAUGCUUAAUAUUUAUGCUGAUUAUCAGGCAAAGAUACUAUGCCCCCAUGGUUCCAAGGAACUCAACUGCACUACACCAGUGCUUCAACUUUACAAUGACGUGAUCCCUGGUCCACCGCUAUUGAAUGUGUCUCUUGAAGAUGGGAAAUUGCAUAUGUGUGUGUCCCUUCCUCUUGCCCCAGGAAUCACAUCGAAUAGCGCCCCACGUCCCAUACAAAGUAUUUUGAAGAAACUGCAAAACCUCAUCCUUACUGUUACUACGGGGAAUCUUACCUAUUGCAGUGAGCAUAUAAUUCUGAAUAAAUUGCACUGUAUGGACUGCAAAGACUUACUACCAGACAGCGAGUACUGUGCCACCGCAACCUUUAGAGAUCACCAUGGAAAGAGUGCAAGGAAGUGCGUGAUCAAUAGGGACUUUCGCAGACUAACCUAUGCAGUUAAAGCUGCCUCGCCGUUAGUGAUCUUUGUUUUCGUCAUUUUGGUCUGGGGCUACAAGGCCCACACUUCUCUUCCAAAACCUAAAGUCUUGGAAUUUCCUUAUCAUUUUCCUCGCACUCUGUUGCUAAAAGAAAAUAAGGUUAUAAUUGACUCUUUGUCCCUGAUGCCACCGAAGUGGGAAUAUGAAUCUACCAAAACACAGUUUGUCAAAUAUGAACGAAAUGGUUUCCUUGAGCAGCUUGAUCCAGGUUCAGUGGAAGAAGUGGAAGAGACAUGGGGAUCAGGGGAGACUUCUGAGUGCAGUGUAGCAAUUUUAUCUGCCAGUCAAGAGGAGACACCACAACCAUUCACUCAUAUCCCAGAGGAGUGGAACAAUCUUUCUAAUAUCAACCUCAAUUCCAUCCUGGUGAUGGAGAAAGAAAGCAAUCUAGAAGGACUGGUGGUAGAUGGAAAGCCAAGUGCGGCAGACCAGGACGUUGUUUCUGUAGCAGAUAGCUCAGAAUUAUGGAACAGUGACAAAGAGGAGGAUAACUGCGAGGAGCAGCUGCAGCAUUUCUCUGGUUAUGAGCGGCAAGGUGGAACAUUAUUUCUUAGUCCUGUGCAUUAAAUUGGGGGAUUUUAUUAACUUAAUGCAGCAAAAUGAAUAAAGGUAAUGUAUCCGA